Messenger RNA from Pseudogymnoascus verrucosus, 1592 nucleotides. RefSeq names its product Altered inheritance of mitochondria protein 24, mitochondrial (gene AIM24). The transcript is spliced from 3 exons. Gene Ontology annotation, cellular component: mitochondrial inner membrane. The record is from RefSeq and is a predicted model, not a curated record. Gene Ontology annotation, biological process: inner mitochondrial membrane organization. The coding region runs from base 77 to 1228 and encodes 383 amino acids. NCBI's taxonomy places the organism in Eukaryota, Fungi, Ascomycota, Leotiomycetes, Thelebolales, Thelebolaceae.
CCAAAAGUUGGCGAAAGUUGGAGAGCACGAGCAUCCAGCCGAAUUGCGACGCAGCAUUUGACAGGAGCAUAUCAGUAUGCGCGGGCAUACAUCACUAGCAGGAGCUGCGAGGCACUGCCGACCAGCCCGCCGCCUUGCGCCUCAUAUCCAACGCCGAGCGAUUCAGAUCACUGCGGCUCCGACGUCAGACACGCCAAUUACUGGAGAAGACCCGUUCAGCAGCCCGAGCGAGUCGUCAAGCACAGCAGAUGCGCGCUUUGAGGUCAUCGGCGCGCCAUAUUCCCUUCUCUCGGUUUCAUUAUCAGCAUCGCAACGCCUAUACACAAGGCGGGGCACCUUAGUUGGCGUCAGUGGGAAGGUUGAAAAUGCACAAUCGACCCUCUCCCUGCUGGAGCCGUUCCGACGAGCCGCACUAGGCAUCCCAUUUCUUUACCAGCGCAUCACGUCAACGAGCCCGAUCACAGCUCUCAUCUCUACGAAAUCCCCAAUCACAUCACUAGUUGUCGUGCACCUCAAUGGCACCGUCGACUGGAUGGUUACACAGCGGAACGCGCUUCUUGCAUGGACCGGCCACACCCUCUCCGUCACACCCCGCGCAAACACGUCAAUGAACAUCGCGCAUUGGGGCAACUCACAGAUCCGCGGCCGCGGCCUCGUUGCCUUCUCCGGCUCGGGCCAGAUCUACCAGGUCACGCUCAAAGCAGGGGAGGAAUACGUCGCGCAUCCCGGCAACGUGGUGGCAUACACCAUGAGCGAGCACCCGCCGCUACCCUACCGCUUCAAGUCGUCCAACUUCCGCUUUCAGGUCCCCGACCUCGGAUUUACCCGCCUUCUACAGAACGUCAAGUUCUUCCGCGUUAUGUCCGAGACGAAGACGUGGCGCACUGUGGCGAACCUCGCGUACACUCUGAGGACGUCGGCGCGCAGGACUAUCUGGGGCGACCGACUGUUUUUGCAGUUCCACGGCCCGACGACGCUAUUAUUGUCGUCGAGGGCGUCGCGGAUUAGCGAUGUGAUGACGACGAGGGAUGUCAAUGAGGUGGCGGAUAGUCCGGCAGGGUCGGUGCAAGAUGCGGUGACGUUGGCGAGGGAGCCGCUGGUUGAGGCGGAGGUGGCGCCGCUGCCAAAGGUGGAUGCACCUACGGGAUUCCACGUUGCCAGCGUCGGCAAGGACGGAAAGGUUAAGUUUGGAGAGGCAGCGAGCAGCGCCGACGAUGUCAAGAGAUAGAGGAAUGUGGGUAGUAGGGAAGUGUAUUACUGGUUAUUGCGCGGGGGUUAAAAAGGGGGAUAUAUUGUACGAUCAGUGACACAGUAGUAGAACUAGUACUGUGGUAUGAGUCUAGUAUGAGUCUAUAGUACGUUGGUAAUCUUUGCUCAUGCAAGGUCGCGGCACCUCUGCCGUAUUUACAUGGGAAACCGUCUAAAUCCGACCCGAUGCCUGUCGCUGCAUGAUGUCGUAAUACGUGGUGAACGUGGUGAACGUGGUGAAGGCGUGCGCGUAAUAUGGAGUAAUUUUGUCCGUGGUUACUCUAUCUAUAAAAAUGCUAAACAAUAAUACAAUAAUAAAGAUAGUAUACGCAGAAAAAUAUACC